UUCGCCAACUUGUCACAAUCGUUUUAUUUUUAUACGAAAUUGCUAUCAAUUUGUAUUCAAACAAAUAUUUAGCUCAUAAAAAGUCGUCUGAAAAUCAUUCCAAACCAAUUUAAAUACUAGUAUCAAUAAUAUGGAGGACAAAGCCUUUACAUGGACAUCUGACCUCAAUAAGAGACUGUUACAGCUACGUUUUGAGAAUGACUGGCUUUUUAAAAGCAAAAAGCAACCUUGGAGUGAGUUUCGCAAAUUACUGUUAGACAAUGGAUUUCCUAGUGAAAUGACCAUUGACCAUGUCAGAAAGAAAUGGUCUUACACAUAUGAUAUGUACAAGAUAGCAAAGAAAACAAAUAACAAGGCUUGGAAAUAUUUCAAAGUAUUUGAUAAACAUUUUGGUAAAAACGAAAUAUUGGAUAAGUAUGAAUCAUGGAGUGAUGAAUGGCGGCUAAAAUUAAUAAUCUGUGUGACAGAGUCUAAGGAAAUGAAGCUAGAGCCACUGACUAUGUGGAGGACAGUAGAAAGAGCCAUGCGAUGUCAAGAUCUGCCUCUAGACUGUUGUGUGCAAGACAUGAAGGGAUUGUGGCAUCAUAUUAAAAUGACUUUUGGUAGAAAACAUCGUAUGAAACUAAAAAAGAGUUCUGAACGAAGCGAGUGGCCGUUGUACGACGCCAUGUUAACUUACUUCGAGAAGUUUGAACCCGAUGUCUUGACCAGGUUAGAAGCACAGGGCUCCUGUGGGUCCAGAAUACCCUGUGCCAGAUAUUUUAAACAUAAUAAGAAGAAUACUGAUAAAAAUGAAAGUGAAAAUGAAACUGAAUUUCAAUGGUCCAAGGAUAUCACAGAAACAUUUAUCCAGAUCAGAUUGCAACACGACUGGCUGUUCAGACAGAAAAAGUGGGCAUGGAAUGAGUUACUGAAAAUCAUGGUUGACGAAUAUGGAUUCCCUAAAACGUUGACAUCAAGAGAAUUGGGAAGGAAAUGGGCUGCGACGUUUUCUGAAUAUCAAAAAGCGAAGGCGACGAACAAUAAGACUUGGGUUUACCACAACCUAUUCGAGUUGUACUUGGGUGAAUCUUCUAACCUCAGCUUAAAUCCGCUUGUUGACUGGCAAGAAGAAUGGGUGUUCAACUUAAUCAGCGCUCGCACAGACUUGGAACAUACGUUCAGAACUUUUAAAGAUCCUCUUCAUGGAUGGCGCGAGGUUGAGAAAAUGUUACGAAGUAUUGGAAUACCUUUGGACCACAGUUUACUUGAUUUGCAAGAAAUUUGGCUACAUCUAAUGAAAACGUUUAAGUGGAAAACAAAAUUCGCAAAUAAAGGCAUCCUAAACGAACAGUGGCCUUAUUUCGAAGCUAUGAGUCGAUAUUCAGAGAUACAAGAGAAAAAUGCCAUCAAAAAGCAGAAAAUUGAAGAGACUGAUAAUUACGCUGAUGCUACAAAUGACGAUGAUUUCGAAGAUGAUAUGAAGUUAUUGGACUUAAAGCAAAGGUUGCAGCUUCAAGUGAAGCCUAAGUUUGAAGAAGAAGACGAUUCUGACCGAUGUCGGUCGUGCUCCAAUCUGACAGCUUCUAUAGACAUAUUCGAACAAAAAGAUGACGACGGAUUUGAUGUCGCUCACAAGCUAAAACUUAUAGGCGGAAUUGAGAUCGAAAAAACAGAUAAUCUACCCACUCACAUAUGCCUAAGCUGUCUCGAAAUACUAGAAAACGCUUACAAAUUCAGACGGAAAUGUCAAGAUAUUGAUAAAAUGCUCCGCGGUACGGCACGACGUAUCAAAGUAGAAGUGCUUGAUAAACAUGACCUUAAUGAAACACACAAUGAUGACAAAGGAGACGACAAUCAUGAUGUAGAUGAAGUUGAAAUUACCUUCGGACAGAUAUCCGGUGACAUGGCUGAACAAUCAGAAAACGAAGCAAAACCCAAAAGGCUCUGGUGGCUCGCCGUGGCGCUUCUGUUGUGGGCACCACGCACACAAUGCCGAGAAAUCACACACGAAGACAUAAAAGAAGCGAUGCUAUCAUUGGUCCACAUGAUCAGAAUGUCAGAGGACAAACUAGAAAGGCAUGAGUUUAGAGAAAAAGCGCUUGGAGAGCAAGUUAAGAAAAUGCUAGGAAACCUAGACAAGAAGCAUAGAGCCUUAGAGCCGUUGAAAGGCAUGAUCUCAAGGCUAGAUGAGCGGCUGUCGAAUGUAGAAACUAUACUGUUACAGAAAGAAGAAAGAGAAAAAGCCUCUCAGAACAAAAUUAAUGAGGUGCUUGCAAAUAUAGAGAAGGCUCUUGUGGCACUGGCACCCGAAACCUCGUCUCGAGGAGAUUUAGACAACAGCUUGUCAGGCACCAGUGACACUGUAUUGAGAAGGCUUGAUGCUACUGACGCCAAGAUUGAAGCUGUAAAGACAGAAAUAAAGGGUCUAAAGAGUAGCUUAAGUCCCGACUCGCUCCGUGCCAUGUGUUUGGAAGUAGGCUCUGAAAUGAAUCCCUUCGAGAAGCACAUAACAGAAGCUGAGAAACUCCUCAAUAAGUAUGAAACAAAGUUGAACCAGUACAACGGUACUAAAGUGCAGACUGACUUCGUGCCGCUAAACGAAGUGUCGCUAGCUGAUGAAGCGUGGCAUAGCAAGAUGAGUGAAGUGAUGGAACGCCAGGAGAACGAAAUAAAGAAGAUUCAGCGUCUGCUGUCUGACGCGGAAAGCAUGUGGAAGGAUCUGCCUAGACUCGCUGACCUGCACCGCUCCACCAAUCAAACCAUGGAGUCCAUUAACAAAUCCACUGAAUCCCUACUCAUUAACAACGAAAUGGCUGUGACCAAAAUUGUAAACAAAUUCCGUGAAAUGGGUGAGCGGCUGGUGGCGACUAACGAGGACGUGCAGCGCAGCUUGACGCAGAGCAACACUAUGACUGAGCGGGCCUAUGCCGACAUCUCCAGGAGCUACGAUACCUUACGCACUGAGGUUCAACUGCUGUCAAAGAGCGAACGUAUGAUCGUGGACACUUCGGAUAACGUGGUGGCAAUUAAGAAACGAUUUGAGUACGGAGUCCAUCAGAUACUGAUGGAAGUCGGCGAACUCAUCAAACAACAACACAAGACUAUGAACAAAACCGUCAAUGUCAAGUUAGAAAACAUUGAAACGGCAAUAACCAAAAAACAGACUGUAGCGCUCAAUGCAUUAGGAUCGAAGAUCGAAUCUGAGAUGUCACAAGUAUGGCGGCAAAUCGGCAUUAUGCACCAGCAGAUCAUGAUGAGCAGCCAGGCAUUGAACAAACUUUCAGCAUUCUCAGAGGAGUACGUCAAUGCUAGUACACCGAAAAUGGAUAAAAUGAAAAAGGAGAUGGACGGCAUCACUACACGCAUUGUCGAGUUAGGAACCAACCUUAACUUCGUGAUUGGGGAACUUUCGGUGGCGACGCGCGAAUUCCGACAAAUGGCCCUCGGUCUCACGAAAGUUCUCAACCAGUCUACUAAGUCCACAACGGCUUCACCUACCACUAAAGACGCCGGACCUGGCCCCCACAAAAUUGAAAGCGAAGAGAAAUUACCAUAAACAACUGAUACCAAAUAACAUAGAAUAAGAAAUAGUUAAUUAACAAUAAAAUAAGUUCUUACCGCAUAGAUAUUAAUCGUAAGUCGAC
Messenger RNA from Spodoptera exigua (beet armyworm), 3626 nucleotides. The record is from the annotation of a GenBank genome assembly. Lineage: Eukaryota; Metazoa; Arthropoda; Insecta; Lepidoptera; Noctuidae.